Ctenopharyngodon idella (grass carp) is the source of this 5448-nucleotide messenger RNA. RefSeq names its product 60 kDa lysophospholipase-like. Lineage: Eukaryota; Metazoa; Chordata; Actinopteri; Cypriniformes; Xenocyprididae. Gene Ontology annotation, biological process: amino acid metabolic process. Bases 627 to 2384 code for a protein of 585 amino acids. The record is from RefSeq and is a predicted model, not a curated record. The transcript is spliced from 21 exons. Gene Ontology annotation, molecular function: protein binding; asparaginase activity.
GUGCUGAUCCAUGUACAAAACAGAUCAAAUCAGGUGUAGAGAGUGAGAACACAUCUUACUGCUGAUCGGAAAAAGUUAUAUAGUAGAGAGAUCGCAGUGGAACAGCAUCAGUUUCAUUAAUCAGGUUUCCUGCGUAUCUUGGUCGGGUCUUUUAGUAACGAGGGGAUUCUGUCCGUUGAUCGGUGAGGAGUGUGAAACCUUAGAUGGCGAGCCAACCAACUGGAUCUUCUGGAGUCUCUGCGAGCUUGAACUUCAAAUCCUGAGAAACAUUAUGUGGGACCUUUUGGAGAAGCUGAACUACUACUGUGAAUGAUUGCUCAAUGUCUUCAGUACACUUAAAAGUAAGGGAGAUAUGACUGAAAGAAACUGCUAUGAUGUGAUUUCAAAGAAAUCCUGUGUCACGUGAUUUCAAAGUGUCCUGGAUAUAUAAAUACCAGCAAAGAGCUUUAUUUGGUAUUUGGACCUCUAGAGGUGGACAGAAGAUACAGAAAUCAACGCUCAGGACAAGAACAAAAAUAACCAAUAAGCUGGACAUAAAUAAAAAAAAUAACAGCUGCACACACACUUGUGUUAUAACACUUCUAAAUAUCAAUUGAAAAGUGAAAUAAUAGCAGAUCCAAAUCAACAUGAUGUCCAGGUUUUGCUUCUGGCAGAAGAAGAAGAAUAAGGAGAAAGAAAGGCCACAUGAUCUGGUUAAAAAGGAAGAUAAUGAAGAAACAUUUAAUAUGGAGCAAACUUCAGUUCCUGACACAUCACAAGUUCAAACCACUAAAGCCAAGGACAGCACAGACCACAGUCCUAAAACAAAUACACCGGGAAGAGAAAAUCAGGCAGAUGAACAACACAAGAAAUCUGUCAGUCUGGAUGGCGUGGGUCAGAGUGAUGAGGCGAGGGUCCUGGUCAUAAACACCGGUGGAACCAUUGGAAUGACGUAUCAUAAUAACGUUCUGUCUCCAGAACCUAAUGCUUUUGUUGAAACUCUGCGUAAACUCUCUAUUCUGCAUGAUGAGCAGUACGGUUCACCUCAGGAGAACACGCUGGUGCUGCCACUGUCCAAACAGAAUAAGAGGAUUGUAUAUACAGUUUUAGAGUACUCUCCUCUCCUCGACUCCUGUAAUAUGACCACAGAUGACUGGGCCAGGAUUGGAACAGACAUUGAGAGACACUAUGAGCAAUAUGAUGGUUUUGUUGUCCUGCACGGCACAGACACCAUGGCUUACACCGCUUCUGCCUUAUCCUUCAUGUGUGAGAAUCUGGGAAAGCCUGUCAUCUUCACUGGCUCACAGGUGCCCAUCUUUGAGAUGAGGAAUGAUGGGAGGGAGAACCUCUUGGGGGCGCUGUUGAUAGCAGGACAGUAUGUCAUCCCUGAGGUUUGCCUGUAUUUUCAUCAUAAGCUGUUCAGGGGCAAUCGUGUCACCAAAGUGGACCCUGGAAGCUUUAACGCGUUUACCUCUCCAAACCUGCCGCCAUUAGCACAAUGCAAUGUCGACAUCAAAAUUAACUGGGACAUUGUGUGGCGAGCCAAUACAACUGCCAGAUUCACUGUCAACACACAACUGAACCGUAAUGUGGGUCUCCUGCGACUCUUCCCAGGAAUCACUGCUGAUAAAGUCAAGGCCUUCUUGCAGCCUCCUAUGGCUGGGAUCGUAUUGGAGACCUACGGCAGCGGUAACGCCCCUGACAAUGACACCGAGCUGCUGGAUGAGAUCCGUAAAGCGACAGAGAGAGGUCUCAUCAUGAUCAACUGCACCCAGUGCCUCCGGGGCACGGUCACAACCUCAUACGCCACUGGCCAGGCUCUGAGUGAUGCCGGUUUGGUCGCUGGGUUUGAUAUGACCACAGAAGCCGCUCUUUCAAAACUCUCCUAUGUGCUGGAAAAACAAGACCUCAGUCCAGAAGAGAAGAAGGAGAUGCUGUGUCGUAAUCUGCGUGGUGAGAUGACCGCUGAUCUGGACGGAGCAAAGCUUUCUCUCCGCGACAGUCGCUUUAUUCAGAUCUUGGCCAAGUCCCUCAACGUUAGCUGUAACGAGCAUUCACAGGAGCUUGACGCCAUACGAGAUGCACUAACUCCCACUCUGGUCUGCGGUGCUGCUAAGAUCGGAGACACUGACACUUUAAAGGCCAUAAGGGAAAUGGGCUCUGACUUGAACAUGGCAGACUAUGAUGGCCGCUCUCCUCUCCACGUCGCUGCAUGUGAGGGGCAUCUGAAUGUGGUGGAGUAUCUGCUAAAUGAAGGGGCUGAUGUCGAUGCUAAAGAUCGCUUUGGUGAUACACCACUUCACAAUGCUGAACGCUUCAGGCAUGUGGACGUUGUAGAAUUGCUGAGGAGGAAUCGAGGUCAUUUUUCCCAGGAUGACAUGGUUGAUGCUGGAAGCAGCCACUAGACGUGAGGAGGAUGAGUUCUUAAAACAGGCGGCUCAGUACCAAACAGUCUUGCUUUCAGACCCUGAAUAUUCCAGGAGAGAACUUUGAAUUCUGAUGCUGAACUAGAAGACGUCUGAAGACCCUCAAGCUUGUGCCAGGCUGCGGCCUUGACUUUCCAUCCACCAAAGAUCCUCUGACUCCAACUAAUUCUCUCUCAUCAAGACAACAUCAGCAAAGAUCACCGGGAGCCUCCACAAACUGCAUCAGGACAGUUUAAUUCAAAUGGGCGAGGCAUGCAAGUAUCAAACUUAAGUCUCAUUAUUUGAUACAUUAAAGGCACACUAUAUAAGUUUUCACCACCAGAGGUCACAUUUUCAAAACAAUUACAAAGGUGAAGCUUGAUGAUGCUAUGAAGAAGAGAUGUUGAUUUCACCAUACAGAGAAGUAUGAAAUUCACAAAUCAUGUUCACGGAUGAGGUAAUGAAUUGUUUUUUGUAUUACCUGUAUGUUUGAUCACACUAUUUUAUGUCAUCGUAAUAAAUUCACUGCAAGGAAUGUGAAAUUUAAUGCUAUAUUGCUCUGUUACUGAUAUGUGACUAUUUGGCAUAUGAUUUGGUUGGUUAAUAAUAAAUAAUGCAUAUUAAUAUAUAUAAUAAUGCAUAUUUGCUUACCUGUCUAUUAAAACAUGCGAGAGCGGAGUCUCUGUCAAGUCCAAGUUUGCUGCGUAGUUCUCCUUCAUCUCAAAUGCCAUGCCGCCGAUACUGAUCCUUGUUUUAUUUUUCCGUUUGUGCCAAAGCCUGCUUGCCUCAGUUGAUCUCAUUAGCAGCUUACGUAUAGCAGCACAUUGAAACGGCCGCUAAUGAGGCAUCUAUGUAUAUCUAUCUCUAUGGCUUCUACAAGUGGAAGGUGAGGAUAGCUCGGAAAUAACGUCACUGAUUCAAUUCGAUUUCAAUUUUCAAGGUCUCAAUUCGAUUUCGAUUCUCGAUUUGAUUUUCGAUUCGAUUUUUAGAUUUGAUUCUCGAUAUUUUUUUUAUUUUUUUUUUUAUUCAAUGAAUACAAUAAAUUUUCACUGGCCCCACCACAAAAAAUAAAUAAAUAAAUAAAUAAAAUAAUAAUAAAUUAAUAAAAUAGUUAUUGUUUUUGUUGUUUUUGACCCAUGUAUAGCCCACCUAUAUUGUAAUGAAUAAUGUUAUGACACCCAAUAUUUUAGAUACCAGUGAAAUUUAACAAUUCUUGAUUCCAUUUAAGACAGCUAAAACUACUAAUAUAAAUUUCAAAGAUUAUUAAAGACAAGUAAACUGUCAUUAAUUAAAAAUAAAUAAAUAAAUAAUUAAACUACAAGCAAUAGCACAAAUAAACACUGUAUAUAAUCUUCACUGUACAAAAUAAAUAAAGGUUAAUCCUUAUUAAAGUUACAAAAACAUUAUUUAGUGAAGAACAGAGUGAUUUUCUCUUUAGUUUGAUUAACAUUAAAACACAGACAGCUUCUGGAAUUUUAGGUGUCUGUCACUUUAAAACUAAUGCACUGAGACAUACAGUAAUGACACGCAUGCGUUCUUUCUCUACUGUUUACCAAAACCGUAACCGACUAUGUUUACCGCGAUACUCGCAAAGGCGGAGAUUUUGAGAUAAAUUUGUGUAAAUUUGUCCGUUUAGACGCAAUGACAGGUAAAAGGGAAUUAAUUUUCUUAUUUGCACGCUGUCGGAGGCGCGCAGCUCUGAGCUCUUCGGGUGUGUGUGACGCGCACACAAAACUUGUCACAGCGCGCGCGAGUUCUCUUUCACUUGAAUGCUUAUAUUGGCAAAGCUUGAAAACGCGUGCAAAUGAUAAACUUUAAUGACCAUGCAGCGCUGGCUCGAUCGAGAAACCGACAGUUCCUUCAGCUGUCCGGAAUGUCUUUCACGCUGAAAGGCGCAGCUGCAUCCGCCAUGUUCAGCACUGAAUGAGUGAGACCGGCCCCGCUGUGAUAAAUAAGAGGAUGACAUCUAGUGGAGAAGUCUAGUAAUAUGAUUAACGUCAAUCAGAUAUUAUGUCCAAUAUUUGCAAAAAUAUGAAAAAAAAUCGAUACGUGGCUUUUGAAAAUCGAUAUCGUAUCGACCGCGUUUUAAAAAAACGAUUAAUCGAAAAAUUGAUUUUUUUUGCACAGCCCUAAUUAACAAAUCCUUGGGAACUUUUGGGAUAAUGUAAGUACACAACUUGAGCAAGUGGUUUUGGGAUGUUUUAUUACAAAAAAUCUUACAUCGUAAAAGCGAUCAUAUCAUUCCAAUUUUGAGGACCCUUCAAUGGCUGCCUAUUAAAUUCAGAAUUGAUUUUAAAAUCCUUUUAUUUGUUUAUAAAUCUCUACGUAAUCUCGCCCCAAUCUAUUUAUCUGAAUUGCUGCAACCAUAUACUCCAUCCUUGUAUAUACUUGUGGAAAAAUCUGCCUUUAGAAAUCAGGUUAGCUCUUUCCCUGACUACUUUUAAGUCUCUCCUAAAAACGUACUUGUUUUCCAUGGAUUAUAAUUAAUCUUCUUCUAUGGUUCUUGCCGUGUUUUUAUGCUGUUAAGUGUCUAUACCUUGUUUUAUUUAUUUAUUUAUUUUUUUAAACUGUGUUUUAGCUGUGUUGUUGAUUCUAUAUCUUUUAUUUCUUCUUUCUGAAGCUCUGUACAGCACUUUGGUCAGUUGUGUGACUGUUUUAUUAGUGCAGAUAUAAAUAAACUGAACUUGAACUUACAUAUUGUGCCUUUAAUCGUUCCUGCCCCUUUUAAAGAAGGGCGUGUUAAACUAAGAAACUGAUGGUUUGCUCAAGGCUGUUGAUCUGCUGAAUUUUAAACAAUGUUAUAACUUCUUGCUUUCCUGUAUUCUGCUUCAGCUCUCUUUGGUAAACUGUAUGCAUGUGUGUGAGUGUUAGAGUAGUUUCAGUGUUUAGUUAAUAAAGUCUUGUUCGUGUCACACGUAAAGUUGUCCGUGUUUCAUGCUCAUAUACUGGAGUCCCUAAUCAUGCAGAUUUUGACUACAUGCUCUCGGGCAGGGGUGGGCAAACUCGGUCCUGGAGGGCCGCUGUCCCUGCAGAGUUCAGCUGCAGCCCUGAUAAAACUCACCUG